Molecule: messenger RNA, 594 nt
Organism: Rotaria sordida
Lineage: Eukaryota; Metazoa; Rotifera; Eurotatoria; Philodinida; Philodinidae
Source: the annotation of a GenBank genome assembly
AUGGAAAAUGCCACCAAACAAUUAUAUGCUGUUCUAUAUCGAGCCGUUCGAUGCUGUUCUGAUGUGGAAAAAUUCCAUAGUGAACUACUUUAUAUUCAGGUAUCAUUUGUGACAUUUGGUUGUACAUCAGAAUUUAUUCUUUCUGGUAUUCAACGUUUUUACCAACAAUUUAAUAUACUAGAAAAAUUCUGGGAUUUACGUUUGAAUAAUAAUGAAUAUGAUCAUUUACGUCGGUGUAUCGUAGAAGAUGUCGAACAACAAAUAAAAUUGAAGCAACAACGUGAGCAAGCAAAAGAACAUACAUUAUUCAUGCCAUGCCCACGUUUAAUGGAUGAAGAAAGUACCGAUGCUUUCAAACAAUGUUUUGAAUAUUGGUGGAAUAAAUAUUAUGCUAAUGAAUCACCAAGAAACUCUAUUCAAAUCAAAUGGAUAGAACAAACACCAACUUGUUUGACAAAUAGUAAUAUUCUGAUCAACAGACGACCACCUCUUCGUCUUUUAACUUUGUCAAAACAUCAUCAAAACAAAAAAAGAUACCAUCCUAUGGAUCCAUUUUUAACCAAUAUUACUCGUCCAUACUACAAGGAUGAAUGA